Messenger RNA from Lentinula edodes (shiitake mushroom), 1675 nucleotides. RefSeq names its product batten's disease protein Cln3. Gene Ontology annotation, biological process: regulation of intracellular pH. NCBI's taxonomy places the organism in Eukaryota, Fungi, Basidiomycota, Agaricomycetes, Agaricales, Omphalotaceae. The record is from RefSeq and is a predicted model, not a curated record. The coding region runs from base 152 to 1549 and encodes 465 amino acids. The transcript is spliced from 13 exons. Gene Ontology annotation, cellular component: membrane; vacuole.
CUACCAAUCACAAACGUUUCUUUACGGGCUCCUCCGGUUACUCCCGGUCCCUACCGGAGUAUCGGAGUCUCUUUCCGGCAGUUAGUGCUUGUCGAACUGCGCCUCGAUUCAAUCCUAUACACUGUUACACGGCCCAAGACAUGCUUAUUGCAUGUUGCCAGCAACCUCAAACUUAGAAUCUACUGAACUUUUCGAAAUACCUGAAGAUGACCGGAAACUAAUGAGGAAACUGGGAGCUUCCUUCUUUCUGUUUGGGUUAAUCAACAACGUUCUAUAUGUCAUAAUUCUCUCAGCCGCUCUAGAUCUCGUUCCCUCUUCGACACCGAAAGGUAUUAUCGCAUUUUGCAAUAUCGCACCAGCACUCGUUGCCAAAGUUGGCUGGCCGUAUGUUCUAAAAGGACGGAUCCGAUAUGUGAAACGGAUAUUCGGAUGUUGUAUUCUCAGUUCAUUGGGGAUGCUGGUAGUCGCACUCUUUGAUAGUCUCUUUGCGAGAUUGAUAGGCAUAGGAUUAGCUUCUUUUUCUUCAGGUUUAGGAGAACUUACCUUUCUUCAACUUUCCACAACAUAUGCACCUCCAAGUGUGGCAGGACACGGUUUAGGAUACUUCGCCUCUGGUACUGGCGCCGCUGGACUUGCUGGAGCAUUCCUGUGGUGGGAGGUUCGCGGGCUUGGUGUUCGCGUUGGGGUGGGACUCUCAUCUGUCUUACCUUUCAUCAUACCCGCAACGUAUUUCUUCCUCCUGCCAAGUAGUUCAACAUUUUUAUACACCUCAAUACCUCCUUCAGGAUAUGAAAGCCCAAAUGUACAGGGAUCUACCCUCCCUUACACUCCCCUUGCAGCGACUGAAGAAGAAUUAGGAGAAGAGGAGGGUAGCUUCCGUGCCGGACCGAGGAAGAACGUCUCGUUAACAUUCAAUGAUAAAGUUAGGCUAGUACGUCCGCUGUUAACGCGAUAUAUGCUACCAUUGUUCUUCGUUUAUCUUUUUGAAUAUACAAUCAAUCAGGGAGUAGCACCGACAUUACUCUAUCCUGUCCCUUCGCCUGACAGAUAUUGGCUUUUGAGCAAAAUCAUCCAUACAAUCCGUGAUUACUAUCCCCUGUGGCAGCUCAUAUAUCAAACAACUGUUUUUCUAUCCCGGUCCUCUAUAUCCAUAGGCAUUCCUCCGUUGCCACCAAAUCUUCUUCCACUGCCGUCUGUGCUGCAAGGCUUCAUCUUACUCCUGUUAGCGUUUGAGUCAUCGAUUGGAUUCUACGCAGACGAUGCCGAAGGCCUAAGCAUCAUAACAGUGUUCGCUUUAAUCAGCUUAGAAGGCAUCUGCGGAGGUCUAGCAUAUGUCAAUGCUUUUUAUCGCAUCAACCAGGAGCACCCGGACCCUAGCAGUGCUCACAAUAUGGAACGCGCCAAGCAAGAGAAGGAAUUCAAAAUCGGGUCUAUUGGGUUCGCUGAUUCAUCUGGAAUUCUUUUUGCAUCUCUGCUCGCCGUUCCAACGGAGCUCGCAUUGUGUAAAGCUCAAACCAGGAGAGGAAAGAUGCUCUGUAAAGAACUGUAAAUUAAACAGCCAACGGCGUUUAGUAUUUGCAUUCCACUCUACUUAGCUGUAUCCACUUCAGCCGUAUAUUAUAUAAGUAGCCUGCUGUGUUGGCAUUAAUCGAUUGCUCUGUUAACACGUGUACAA